GCCUCUCACCAGUUCUUCCUUCAGUCGAUAGACCUCAGAGGCUCAGAGCAGAGAGGAUGCGGACGCGGGGGAAGGGGAGGCGGCUAUUUUGCUCGCUGGAGGCUACCUUCCCCGUCCGGUGAGCUUCCCCUUCAUUUUCUGGUGUUCCCGUCCUUCCUCCUCCGUACGGCCCUCGCGGGGACGGCAUCAUUGUGGCUUCUCAGCCUCGAUGGAGACGGCGCAGGCGCAGCGAGCGGGGCGUGCAGGAUCGGCCCUCGAAGCGCCUCCAGGCCAACCUAGAGGCGGUGGCUUCUUCUCUUCCCCGUCCGGAGAGGUCGGGUGGUUUCUGCAUUUGUGCUCGUCGGCGCGAAGUUUGUAUGGUCCGCGCGGUUGGCGGAUGUGUCGAGGCGAAGGCAGCAGAGGCGAUUUUGACUCUUCAUCGCCGGCUCGCGGUUCGGCCGCGCCGCCGCCGUCCGACUGUCCCAUGCUACAUUCGGGAUCAUUGUUGAUGUCUAGCAGGGUCACCAUCAUAAGUUAUGAUUCUUACAUGUACACAGUUGCAACUGAGCUCAAGUUCCGCAUUGAUUCUGAUGGAAGUUUGGCAACAGUAGGCUCUACCAUGUGGAGAGAUUUCUUGGUCAAAGCUGGUCUCAACGAAAAGGAUCAUAUUUCUUUUCUCAUCUUCAAGGAAAUGUCAUGCCUAGUAGUCUGCUUUGAAGAUAUGAGCAUGUAUAUUUUGCGUCGACUCACAUCGGUGGAAUCAUGUGCUUCUAUAACUAAAAAUCGGAAUUUUAUUUUGUGUUUUGUGUUGUUUGUUCGUGAAAUUAACACCAGUAACGCAACUAUGAAUGCCAUGAUAUUAUUUUGCUUUUGGGAUUCCUUAGUUCUGGUUACAUUGCUUUUUGGCAGGAAGGCGUUGUGUUUUGGAAUUAACUAUGAAUUCUAACCCUAUGUUCAUAUUUGUAUC
Brachypodium distachyon (stiff brome) is the source of this 946-nucleotide messenger RNA. RefSeq lists its product as uncharacterized. Lineage: Eukaryota; Viridiplantae; Streptophyta; Magnoliopsida; Poales; Poaceae. The record is from RefSeq and is a predicted model, not a curated record. The transcript is spliced from 4 exons. The coding region runs from base 209 to 925 and encodes 238 amino acids.